Molecule: messenger RNA, 1836 nt
Organism: Ectocarpus sp. CCAP 1310/34
Lineage: Eukaryota; Phaeophyceae; Ectocarpales; Ectocarpaceae
Source: the annotation of a GenBank genome assembly
AUGAAUCGCUAUGCGCUGACGAAGAAGCUGGGUGACGGCACUUAUGGGUCAGUGGUGAAGGCGGUGAACAGACAAACCGGCGAAGAGGUCGCCGUGAAAAAGAUGAAGAAGUUGUUUACGAGCUGGGAAGAGUGCAUGCAACUUCGAGAAGUGAAGUCCUUGAAGAAGCUGACCCACCCCAACAUCGUCAAGCUGAAGGAGGUUAUCCGAGAGAACGACGAGCUAUUCUUCGUGUUCGAGUUCAUGGAAGGAAACCUCUUCGAGCUCAUGCAGGACCGAGGUCGAAGUUUCCCGGAGCCCAAGAUCCGCAACAUCAUGUUCCAGAUGAUGCAGGCGAUCGCCUUCAUGCACAAGCACGGCUUCUUCCACCGUGACAUCAAGCCGGAGAACACGCUCAUCAAGGCAAGGGAACAAACAAACAACUGUUAUGGCCAGCUAACGGGCGACACCGUCAAGGUGGCCGACUUCGGCCUGGCGCGAGAAACCCGCUCGCGCCCCCCCUACACAGAGUACGUGUCGACGAGGUGGUACCGGGCGCCGGAGGUCCUCAUGCGGUCCACGCACUACAACUCGCCUAUAGACACGUGGGCGUGCGGGUGCAUCAUGGCGGAGCUCUUUGCCCUGGGAGCCCUGUUCCCGGGCACGAGCGAGGCCGACCAGGUGUACAAGAUCUGCUCCGUGUUGGGAACGCCGACCGCGGAGACGUGGCCCGAGGGCCUCAAGCUGGCGGCGCAGAUGCAGUUCCGGUACCCCCCCUUCGUGCCAACCCCCUUGGCGCAGCUCAUCCCCAACGCUAGCUACGAGGCCCUGGCCCUGCUCUCGGACCUCAUCCAGUUCGACCCUUACCGGCGACCGACCGCCAGCCAGGCGUUACAGUACGCCUUUUUUCAGGCGAACUCCACGCUGGCGCCGGCCAAGGCGGGCGGCGGGGCCGGCGGGGCCCUCCAGCAGCAGCAGGGGCUUCAAGGGACGGGGGGAGCGGACGCGGCGCAGAACCUCAUCCGACAGCCGAGCUACGCCAGCGCGUACCAGGGCGUGGGGGCAGGUUUCGCCAAGGGGUCGGGGAAAGGGUUCGGAUCGGGAGGCACACACUCAUUGGGGAGUUGGAGAGGGGGAGGGGGCUCCGGAGCAAUAGCGGCACCUUCGGCAGCAGCAAGAGCCGCUGGCGCCUCAGGGAGCAGUCAGACGGAAGCGCGCGACGCUGGCGGGUAUGGGCCCAGAGCCCUCAACGCCGGGUCGAGCGGGGCGAGCUCGGGAAUGAUGGGGAGAGGCUCGGGGGCUAGCGCAGGGGUUGCGGGGAGGAGAAUCUCGUCGGGCCUUGGAAACGUCGAGGUUUCCAACAGUGCCGGGCGCGUGGCUGGGGGGGGCGGGGACAGCGGCAGCGGAUCUAAGCUCCGCAGCGGCCGCUACACUCGGUUAGCGAGGUACGGUCCGGCGCUUGGCUCUAGCCAGGCUCAGGGAUCAGCCUCGAAGCAGUACAAAGCGCCGCAGGCACGGGCGUACAACCUGCGCUCGGGAGCGGCGCAGUUCAGCGCGGCCGCUAUGGGUCUUGGGGGGAGCCGUGAUGUCGGGGGUGGCGGGGGCGGGAGUGAGGGUGGUGGUUUUGGCGCGGGGAGUGCUGGCACUAGCGGUCUGACAGCACAGCGAGCAGGCUUGGGAGGUGUGGCGGCGGCAAAGCCGCCAUAUGCGGUUGUGCCCGGGGGGAGCGGUGGGGUAGUGCCGUCGUACGGAGGCCGAAGAGGAUCAAACACGACGACAGUCGGUGUCGGAGGGGGCAGUUCAGGAGGGUAUGGAGGGGGGGGCGGGGUUGGUUUCGGGCGGCAUAAAUACGGCUGA